Messenger RNA from Calidris pugnax (ruff), 5697 nucleotides. RefSeq names its product coiled-coil domain containing 77 (gene CCDC77). The record is from RefSeq and is a predicted model, not a curated record. The transcript has 11 exons. Bases 226 to 1710 code for a protein of 494 amino acids. Lineage: Eukaryota; Metazoa; Chordata; Aves; Charadriiformes; Scolopacidae. Gene Ontology annotation, cellular component: centrosome.
CCCUCAGAGGAGAGGCACCUGAGAUGGCGGCGGUGUGCGAGUGGCGCUGAUCCUCUCCCGUCUCGUUUCGUGAGGGCAUUUCUCGCCCUGUGAUAGCCGUUCCCGGUGGGGCCUAACCCCUGUCUCUGCCGGGCGCCUUCGCCUUACCCGGGGCCCCCGGCUGAACCCCGCUUGGAAGCUUCUGUCCCCUGCCCGCGGGGAGCCCGGCCCUUCGGCAGGGGAGCCAUGAGCGCCACGGACCGCUCUGCGGGGACCCCCGCUCGCUCCAGAAGGCUGGCAACCCCCCAUGUCUCCUCCAGAUAUGCUAGUUCUCAGCCUCCAAAUCAGGAGGACUUUACUCCUCUCCCUUCAAUCAAUGAGCGUUUGGCCCUUCUCCGUCCUUCCCGGGAGCUGCUGGAAUACUACCGUAAGAAGAUUGCUGACUUUGAUGAGGAAUAUGAAGAUUUGGUAAAAAGGCUGGAGAGAUACAAAGAAACGUAUGAUGAGCAGCACAAAUUGCAGCAGGAGGUGCAUCAGCGGGAAGAGGAGAUUGCGGAGUUGCAAAAGGCUUUGAGUGAUAUGCAAGUCUACCUCUUCCAGGAGAGGGAACAUGUCCUUCGUCUUUACUCGGAGAAUGACCGGCUGAAAAUCAGGGAAUUGGAGGACAGAAAAAAAAUUCAACAUCUCCUGGCUUUAGUGGGAACAGACAAAGGAGAAGUUACAUAUUUUCACAAGGAGCCUCCACAUAAGGUUACUGUUCUGCAAAGGCCGGCUAAAUCCAGAGAUCCACAUGAACGAAAUGAUACUUCUAGAACAGGUGCCAAGAGAAGCACUUCAAAAACAGCAGCAAAAGGAGAGAAACCAGAAAGUCCUGAGAGAUAUCAGAGAGACAAUCAAACACUCCUACUUCAGGUGGAGGCCCUGCAAGCUCAGAUAGAAGAACAGACACGAUUAUCCAAGGAACAGGUUGAGGCACUACUAGAGGACAGGCGGAUUCACAUGGAGGAAGCCCAGGUCCAGCAUCAGAGGGACCAGGCCAAGAUCAAAACUAUAACAGAUAAACUCCAUAAGACCCAAAAUCUCUUAUAUGAGAGUACCCGUGACUUUCUCCAGCUCAAGUUUGAUGCCCGAGCCAAUGAGAAAGCAUGGAUGGCAGAGAAGGACAGUCUGUUGAGGAAACUUGACAAAGAUUCGGAUCAGCUUAUUAUCAGCAAGGAACCAGGAAGAGAGAAGAAGCAGAGAGAUACCAAGAAGAAGCUUCAAGCAGAUAAUGGGGCUUGGAAACUCCACAGCAGAGAAAUAAAGUCACUGCAAGAACAGCUAAUGCAGGAACAACGCCUAUCAAACAUGUAUAGAGAGCAGUGUGUCACCCUGGAAGAUGAGCUGGCUAGGAUUCGUGAGGAGGGAGAUGUUGGCAGAGAACUCUUUAAGGAACGCUCAGAAAAGAUGGGGAAGCGCCUCAAGCUGGUGACUCAGCGAUAUGAGGCCUUGGAAAAACGUCGUAAUAUGGAAGUGGAAGGCUUCAAGAAUGACAUUAAGCAGCUUCGGCAGAAGCUGAGAGAUGUAGAGGACCAGCUUUUUAAGGUGACUUUGAAUAUUGGACCAGACCAGGAUCUUGCAAUUCUACGUGAGGUCCACCAAGGAAACAGACUAACCCGUAAAAUUCAAGGAGAACUAAAAAAUUUAAAAGCUAAAAUCUAUGGCUUAGAGAAUGAACUACGAGUCUGCUGAAGCUGAGGUAUUAGCUGGCAUCCUAGUUUUAGGAAUGGGACAUUGCUAGACUGGAAUAGUCGUAUGUGAGAGCAGCUCCUGCCUAUCUGUUUCCUGGCAUCCAGUGACAGAAGGCUUGAGGAAAUCUGCAGUUAAUGUCAUAAUAUUGUACAUAAGCCAUUCCUAACAUGCCAGAUUAUAUUAUUGCUGUUUCAGCUGAGAGAUGACACCUCAUAAGACUGUCACGGAAAGUACAUGAUGACUGAUAUAGCAGGAAUAUGCUUAUGACUUCACCUUAUGUUCAUAUCUGGUAGGGGUCAGUGUAUACUGGCCUUCACCUUUAUUUGGAGCUUGUUAUAAACCACAUAAGGUUAUAAUGAAAUUAAUAAUCAUGGAAGGAUCUAGUUCAAUAUUUGAAUUGCUUAACUGACUUUUUUCUAUGUGAGAAGCAGCUUUUAAAAUGGUUUGAAUGAUUACUGGUUUAGUGCUUAGGCACUUCAGGUUGUAACUGGAAAUUUUCUUUGAAAAAGAAUGCAUGUGGAAACUACGUACUAAAGUUUAUUACAUCUCUUACAUCUACAUACCCUCCCCUUGACAGUAUAACUGUUUUUAAAUGGCUUCCCUUUGCUUCAUUUUAACCUAAUUGGGGAAAACCUGGCUGAUUUAAUAUGGUGGAAAAAUAUAACUUUUUAUAGAACUCAUUUGCAAGAACGAGCAGCAUCUACACUUGCUUUGAAUGUUUGAGGGGAAGGCAAAUGCUGCACUAUUGAGUGUUGUCUUCUCAUCCCUUUCCUCCGAGUUUAUCCUGACACACAGUGGAAGUUCCUAAUAAAAGGCAUCUAGUAUCUUUCUUAACCACCAUAUUAUCUAUCUUGGUAGCUUUAAAAGGGAUCAUGGUUACGUACCAACAAAUUGUAGUCAACUUUUGCUACAGCAGUUGUUGCUACUGAACUGUAACUGAAAUUGGGGUGGAAGAGCAGGUGCCUGGUUGCUACAUGAUGAAUAUAGCUCUAGCUAUAUGAUGAUUAUCUUUGUACCAGACAUCAGGACUUGGCAAUUCUAGGAAACAGAUGAAAUCAUGAAAAGGGUUACAACAUGGCUUCAGCCCAGUUUAUAGUUGCAGGUAUUCAUGCUUUUACUGUAGCAUCAGCACAUCUUGUCCACCUUGCAGAGCGACAGCAGGUCUGUGUUGGAAAAGGGAUUUCAGUGCCUCUGUUUCCUACCCUGAGUACCUUUCCUACCUCACUAAACGUGACAAACAGAAUAAAGUCUUUCUGAAGUAUACAUCUAUAGGCUACCAGCACCUCCUUUCCUGUUGAAAAGGACUUAGUGUGUGAAAGCAGACAGUUUCUCUUGAAUGUGGUAGCGGCCAUGGAGGUCCCCAUUCAAUGUUUGGGAGAGGCAGAUAUGCAAAAGAUGGUUUUGUGCUGUCAAGAUUUGGAGAAAGAAUUAUUUUUUGUUUAUAGCACUGGUUAAAUCAAUGCAGGAGGGGAAAUUCCCUUGAUGUUGGGGCUCACUUCAAUUGUGUUAUCUUUUUUGUGACGAGUUUGCUGUGCCUUAUGGUCCUGUGCUUUUUAUUUUGUAUGUGUUCUUGGGGUCAAAUUCAUGACAAACAGACUUUAGUGUGGGUGGCUGACAGUCUGUACCUAGAUGCUGAACUACUUCUAGAGUUUACGGGAGGCUGUUUUAAAGUAUGGCGCACUAAGUAGUUUAGCUGAAAAUGGUGAACUGGUUCAGAGAGCAAUUCAUGAACAACUUGGGUGUUGAUGCUAUGUGGACAGUUGAAGGUUAUUAAAUAAGACUAACCAUCAGUUAGUCUCACUCUUAGUUGACUAGUACUUUCUCAGAUAAGUCUAGCUAAUUAAAGUGAGUAUGUAUGUGAAAUAACAUGCUGGUUUGAAGAUAAGAUAUCAACAUUAUCACUGGUCUUGGAAGGCUGCUUCUGAAAAUUGCCACAUAAUGAAGUAUUAGCCACUUACUCAGCAGGAUCCAUCUAUUUAAAUUCAGCUGCUGGGUGGCUAGCAAACCAUCUCUUGAACCUAUAGAAAUAAAGGGGUUUCUGUUUGUUUUCUACUCUUUCAAGCUAAAGAAUUGUGUAUGAAAUCAUAUUUUCCUCACUUGAAAGCCAUGAAGAGUGUCUGGAUAACAACUGUAAGCUUUAAUGUUUGGGUUUGUAAGACUGGGAGGAAAUAUUGGGGGAAGAAGGAUGUAAAUGUUUAAUUUCCUGCCUUCCUUAGCAGUAUUCCUUAUUACUUGAAAGACUGAACAGAAUAAAAUGGCAACGUUCCUCAUAUUUCUGCUGGUGCGUCAAAAUCAAAGUGCAGCUUGACCUUUAUUCUUAAUUUGUCACCAGGCUAUGAAACCUUCCUAUUUGGAGAGGGGGGUGGUGAGGAAAAUCAUGGUGGUGCUGAUCAGUAAAUCCAUUUUAUUUGGAAGCUUAAAUUUUUGUCCAAGGGCAGGAUGUACAAAGUAUUGUACAUGCUCUUCUGUGUGACAUCAUGUGAUCAUGUGAAAUGUUGCUUUAUGUUGCCAAAACAAAUGAAGACCUUCAAGCCAAGAAUUGCUUUAAAAAACCAAGUGCUUUCUACCAUUGACAACUACCCUUUAAGAUGUCAGUAAGGAAUUAUUGGCAUUUCCAAGAGGGUUUCCUGAAAAAAUUUCCAACACCCAUAUUAGUCAAUUUUCUUUAACAAGUCUUGGGUAGAAAACAAAAAAUGGCACUUACUCCAAAGAAUGAUUAGAUAUUUUUUUUUUGCUAUUUUAAUAAUGUGUGACUUGUAUUAUUUCAAUAUAAUUAAAUUCCAGGUUAUGUAUGUAGGAGCACAUAAUUUGAAAGCUCUCCAAAAUGGCUGAUUCUUGGAAUAUGAAAACUAUCCUACAGAGGAUUAAAGGUUAGAACUGGACAAAUGUUCUUAGCGUGUGCCAAGAUACUAAAAUGUUUCUUGCAUAAAUAGGAGAAAAGUGAGCAGUAGAGGAAAACUUUAUUGUUGCGUAGCCAUUUUAGGUAAGGAAGGAGUGCGUACGUUUCAGAAAGGACGUUGAAAUAUUGGGUAAGGCACAGAGCCACAGAUGAUUCAGCAGAAGAGAAAAGGUUGUGCAAGAGCUCAUAUUGUAUUACAUUAAGAAGACUGAUUAAUAUACAUGUAUCUCGAAGAUUAAAAGCUACCAAAGGCCUCUCUGUCCUAGCAGAGAAAGGCGGAACAAGAACCACUAGCCUCAACCUGAAUUUAAAAAUGUGUGGCUUGGUUUUCUUGUUAAGAGGAAGAUUGUGCUUUUUUCCCCUUAUUACAGCUAACUCCUUGUGGAGGUAACAAAUUCUCCAUCUCUGUCUUCAAAUGAAAGGAUGAUUGCACCUCUGGAGAAGGUAGCUUGUUUUAAUAAGUUACUGGGUUUGACACAUUAGAACUUAAUGAAACCUAAUGACGUGAACUAACCGGAAAUCGUUUAAUGGUCCCUUCUGGCUUUAAACUUAUGAUUUAUUUAUAUGCAAUAUUUGUAGGGGCUUUUCAGCACCCAUGCAGUUGCCUUAAUUAUAAGAAUAUAUGCUGUGUCAGCUCACCCUACUCAGCAAGGUUACACAAGGUAAAAAAGCCGAAACGAAAUUAAAAAAAUCCCUCAUAAUCUUCCUAUGCCACAACUUGCAGUAAUUCCCAAAUUAAUUGAUGCUGUGACUGUGCUUAGAAAGGAGGCAGAUCAACAGCAGCCCCAGAUCUGACAGCUGUCAGAAUAAAUCUAAAUAAUGGUACAGUAUACACUUGUAUGCAAUGGCUGUACUUAAAUUGCUUACAUAAGUAAUAGUGCUAGUACAGAAACACACACAUUUUACCAGUAUGCGUGGACUCUGUGGGCAGCCUAAUAUUCUGGAAUUGUAAUGUCUGUAUGUAGGCCAGGAAUUAAUUCUUUGAUAAUCAGAUACUUUUUUGAGAUUAGCUGGGAGCGACAUCCCUGUGUACUUUGUUCUGGCAGAUCUGUUCAUAGUUGUGAAAAGGGAUGUCAUUCAGACUUUUA